Molecule: messenger RNA, 6472 nt
Organism: Siniperca chuatsi (mandarin fish)
Lineage: Eukaryota; Metazoa; Chordata; Actinopteri; Centrarchiformes; Sinipercidae
Gene: myo3b
Product: myosin IIIB
Biological process (GO): protein phosphorylation
Cellular component (GO): myosin complex
Molecular function (GO): protein binding; protein kinase activity; cytoskeletal motor activity
Source: RefSeq, a predicted model, not a curated record
CCACCGAGACCGUGCGACAAGUUUGAUGCUGAGAGAUGCUGGUGUUACAGGCGGUGCUACGGCGAGCAUCGCUGGACAAUUCCUCAUUUACUCCAUGUGCAGGUUUUGCAGAUUUUAGAGAUGGAAAUACGGAGGCAGCAAAAUCAAGGCAUUCACUGUAUGGACUGUAUCCUUAUAAAUCCAGCAUGAUUGGCAUGGAGAACCUGGGCGAUCCAUCAGGUAACUGGGAUAUAGUGGAGACCAUUGGUAAAGGAACGUAUGGCAAAGUCUACAGAGUGACCAACAAGAAGGAUGGGAGUCAGGCAGCAGUGAAAGUGCUGGACCCGAUCAAUGAUGUGGAUGAGGAGAUUGAGGCAGAAUACAACAUCUUGAGAUCCCUGUCCAACCACCCUAAUGUGGUGAAGUUUUUCGGCAUGUUCUACAAGUCAGACAACUUAUCAGGUGGACAACUUUGGCUGGUACUUGAGCUGUGCAACGGCGGCUCUGUCACAGAACUCAUCAAAGGCCUGCUCAUCCGAGGCCAGCGUCUGCAGGAGCCCGUUAUCUCAUACAUCUUAUACAGUGCCCUCUUGGGUCUUCAGCAUUUGCACAACAACCGGAUUAUCCAUCGUGACGUCAAAGGCAACAACAUUCUCCUGACAACUGAGGGAGGAGUCAAACUGGUUGACUUUGGUGUUUCAGCUCAACUGACCAGUGCACGAUUGCGGAGGAACACAUCAGUCGGGACUCCGUUUUGGAUGGCUCCUGAGGUCAUAGCCUGUGAACAGCAGUAUGACUACUCGUACGAUGCCCGCUGUGAUGUGUGGUCGCUCGGCAUCACAGCCAUCGAGUUGGCAGACGGAGAUCCCCCGCUGGCUCAGAUACAUCCAGUUAAAGCCCUCUUCAAGAUCCCACGAAAUCCCUCUCCUACAUUACGAAAUCCAGAGCAAUGGUGCAGAAGUUUUUGCCAUUUCAUCGGCCAAUGUCUGAUAAAGGAUUUUGAGGCACGUCCAUCUGUGACCCACCUCCUGGAGCAUCCCUUCAUCAAGCAGGCCCACGGCAAAGAUGUGGCACUCCGACAGCAGUUAGCUGCUCUCGUCCAGGAGCAGCAAGAGGCGGGCUGCAAAACCAAAACAAAGCACGAGCGGAUCAAUACUCGUAAAACCCUCAUAAUAGAGAGCUGUCCCAAUGAUGAUCUGGUAAACCUGGAGUUCUUAGAUGAGGAGACAAUAAUCAGUCAUCUGCAGAAGAGGUACGAUGAGCUGCAGGUGUACACUUACGUUGGUGACAUCCUCAUAGCUCUCAAUCCUUUCCAGAAUCUCAGUAUCUACUCUCCCCAGUUCUCUAAGCUGUACCACGGUGUGAAGCGGGCUGACAACCCUCCACACAUCUUUGCUACUGCAGAUGCAGCCUACCAAGGCAUGGUGACGUUCUGCAAAGACCAGUGUAUCAUAAUCAGUGGGGAGAGCGGUGCGGGGAAAACAGAGAGCGCUCAUUUGAUUGUUCAACAUCUUACCUUCUUGGGAAAGGCAAACAAUCGGACUCUGCGUGAGAAGAUCUUGCAGGUGAACCCCCUUGUAGAGGCCUUUGGAAACGCCUGCACAGCUAUCAAUGACAACUCCAGCCGCUUUGGCAAAUACCUGGAGAUGAAGUUCACACCCACUGGAGCGGUCAUCGGGGCCAAGAUAUCAGAGUACCUGCUGGAGAAGUCAAGGGUCAUCAAACAGGCUAUAGGGGAGAAAAACUUCCACAUAUUUUAUUACAUAUACGCUGGGCUUUACCACCAAGACAAGCUGAAGACUUACAGGCUGCCAGACAGGACGCCUCCCAGGUAUAUUGACAGCCAGCACUGCAAAGUGAUGCAAGACAUUGUCUCCAGAAAACUAUACAAGGAGCAGUUUGACGCAAUUCAGGAGUGCUUCCGAAAUAUUGGCUUUACUGAAGAGGAGGUCAACUCUGUUUACAGAAUCCUCUCAGCCAUUUUGAACACCGGCAAUAUUGAAUUUGCUGCCAUCACAUCCCAACACCAGACUGAUAAGAGCGAAGUUCCUAACUCAGAAGCCUUAGAGAACGCUGCAUCACUCCUCAACAUCGGCCCUGAGGAACUCCAGGAGGCGCUGACCUCCCAGUGUGUUGUCACCAGGGGCGAGACCAUCAUCCGUACUAACACUGUGGACAAGGCCACCGACGUCCGAGACGCCAUGUCCAAGGCCUUGUACGGACGCCUCUUCAGCUGGAUAGUCAACCGCAUCAACUCCCUGCUGCAGCCUGACAUGACUGUCUGUGCUGCAGAGAGCGGCAUGAAUGUGGGAAUCCUGGACAUCUUUGGAUUUGAAAACUUCAAGAAAAACUCGUUUGAACAAUUGUGCAUCAACAUCGCAAACGAGCAGAUACAGUUUUACUUCAACCAGCACAUAUUUGCCCUCGAACAGAUGGAAUACCAGAGCGAGGGGGUGGAUGCCAGCUUGGUGGAGUACGAGGACAACAGGCCCAUCCUGGACAUGUUCCUGCAGAAGCCCAUGGGUCUGCUGUCCCUGCUGGACGAGGAGAGCCGCUUCCCUCAGGCCACGGACCAGACCUUAGUGGAUAAAUUUGAGGACAAUUUGCACUGCAAGUACUUCUGGAUACCAAAGCGUGUGGAGCUUUGUUUCGGGAUACAGCAUUAUGCAGGAAAGGUAAUGUACAACGUGAAUGGAUUUUUGGAGAAAAACAGAGACACUCUUCCUGCAGACAUCGUUGUGGUUCUGAGAACAUCAGAGAACAAACUUUUGCAGCAGCUGUUUUCCAGCCCGUUAACUAAAACAGGAAAUCUGGCGACGUCCAGAGCCCGGGUCACAGCUGCCUCCAGAUCUCUGCCACCGCAGCUCGGUUCAGGACGCACCAAGUCUCCAAAAUACCUAUUGAAGGUGGACACCAUGGAAAUGAUGCGGCACCCAGAAGAAACCACCAACAUGAGGAGACAGACUGUAGCCUCUUAUUUCCGUUACUCCCUGAUGGACUUGCUGUCUAAGAUGGUGGUGGGUCAGCCACACUUUGUGCGCUGCAUCAAACCCAAUGAUGACAGGCAGGCACUGCGCUUCUGCAAGGAGAGGGUGAUGGUGCAGCUGCGCUACACGGGGAUCCUGGAGACAGUGAACAUCCGCCGCCAAGGCUACUCCCAUCGCAUCCAAUUUGAAGAGUUUGUCAACAGAUAUUACUACCUUGCAUUUCGGGCUCACCAGAUGCCUGAGACCAGCAAAGAGAAUGCUGUUGCCAUACUGGAGCGGGCCAAACUGGAAGACUGGGUGCUGGGGACGACAAAGGUUUUUCUGAGGUACUACCAUGUGGAGCAGCUGAACCUGCUGCUGAGGGAGGUGAUAGCUCGGGUGGUGGUGAUGCAAGCUUACACUAAAGGCUGGCUGGGUGCCCGACGUUACCGACGAGAGAAGGACAGGAGAAAACGCGGGGCCAUCAUCAUCCAGUCAGCCUGGAGGGGCCAUGUUGCUCGGCAGAACCUCAAGCAAAUAAAGAAGGAGCGGGAAGAGGCCGCGAUCCGCAUUCAGUCAGCUUACAGGGGUCAUCGUGUGCGUCAGGAUCAUGGACCCCAGAGGCACCGAUGUCACCCUGAGGCUGGAGGAAAGACCACCAAGGAGGAGCAUACGGGGUCUAACAGCCCAAAGAGCAGAGAGGCACAUACAGAUCACCUACAUAGAGGAAAUGUUGGCCUCGACAGCCGAGACAGACAAGUGAAAGACAUCAAGAGAGACAAAGGCAGAGCAGAAGACAGUGUAACGAAGCCUUGCAGGGAGACAGCUAGACUGCGAGACAUGCAGUGUAAACAAGGUCCAGUGUUGAAGCUGCAGCAGAGAACUCCUCGCCGGCGGGGCCAGCAGCCCAAGCUGCUCAACAGCCCUGAAGACAACCUGUACUACAACCAGCUAAAUAGAACUCUGGAUUACCAGGGGAGCAAGAGGAAGCCGAGAAAACUUGGUCAAAUCAAAGUGCUGGAUGGAGAAGAUGAGUACUACAAAUUACUGUCAACUGUGGAGUCGAUCCCUGAGGAAGAGUACGCGACCGCUCCCCCUCCCACCCUUUCUAGCGGGCCUCUCGUCAGUCAGAGCUGAGCCUUACAACCAUGUCAACCGGUAAGACAGACACACCAGACAUGUAGACAGACACUCCAAAGAACAUCCUCAGUGUUGGAUGUGCUGUGGUAUGUGGAGCAAGUAGCAGCAGUGCAGAAUAAGCGACCUGUACAGGCGAUGCCCUCAGCUGUUAAUCCAAAGUGGUCGGAAAAUGUUUACAGGAACCACUUACUCAUCAGUGACAUUAUUACAACAGUUUUCUAUAAGCAUUGUGCUAUUUUCCGUGGAGUAAGCCACCACAGUCCCUUCAUUUUAGCUUAGGUUUUAUUGCCAAAAUGCUUGAUUAUAGUUAGAGCUCCAGACGCUUUCCUGCAUGUUAUCGAACUUUUUUUCUAUUCCUGUACUUAACUUGCUGCUAUUGUGCCUCUCAAUGUGGUAAAAAUUUGUAAUUUUAUUAUGGUCUUAAAUCCUGCACUAAAUAAGAAAUUAUUAUUCAGCUUACAAACUGCUGUGAAAUGGUACAGAUGUUGCAUCAGUAAAUAAAUUAAUGACAAUACACGUAACACAAAGAAUACAUCAUCAUGUGGUGCGCUAGGCGGGGAGACUUCAUUAAUAAGAAACAGUUUGCAAAGUCACAAUGAAACAUUUAAAUGCUGAGCAUCCAUUUGUAGUUUUAAUGCUGUUAUGUCAGAUGUCAAAGCUCUAUACCAGGGCUGCAAUAUGAGGUUAUUCUUAUUAUCCAUGUAUCUACUAAUUAUUUUAUUGAUUGAUUCUUUAGUCUAUGAAAUGUUAAAAAUAAUGACAAAUGCCGGAGACAAAAGAAAUGUCUUCAGAUUGUUUCUUUUGACAGCAUGUUUGACCAUCAGUCAAAAAUUCCAUAAUUUAUGCUAUAAACUGAAGAAAAGCAAACAACAAAGCUUUAACCAUCAGAUGUUUGACGUUUUAUCUCAAUGAAUGACAACAAAAACAGUUAGUUUCUUAAAAUUAAAAUGGUCAUUGAUUAUUUUUAUAAUAUAUUUUGUCAGUUGAUUGACCUAUGAUUGUUUUAGCAUUGCUCCACAUCUACUCUAAGGAGCCCCUCAUCUCGCAGGCAGCGUGUUUCUAAACUCAGUGGUGUUAACCUGACUUGGAAAAAUCUACCUAUUUUUGAGCAUUAUAUCUAUUGUCUAAGACGGAUCCAGAGACAAAUCCCUCUGAAACCCGAAACUCUCUCUGCAAGUUCUCCCACAGCGAGCUGCCUGUAGUUAGAGGGGCUUUGUGCUGUCUUGAGUGCUGGAAUCACCACACAUAGCCUCACACAGGCAGAGCUAGACCUCACUUUGAAUUUCACCCUAAAUACAGGAAUUUUCUUUUAAGAUGUGAAGUGUCGGAAAUGCAGGGCUGGCGAGUUGAUUUGUAGAGCUUUUUUUUUCUUUUCAAUUUGCAUAUCAUUUACUGCAUCUCCCUUUGUUGACACCCGAGGGCCUGAGAGGAGAUUUUGAUCUUAAUAGGAAGAGUAGGGUGGUAUGACUGAGGAUCUCAUCCUCCUUAUACUCAGUGGGGAAAACAUUAGAGCUCUGCCUAGAUAGCGAGACUGGCUUCACUUAGGUUCAGGUUCACGGGAAUCCUGGUGGGUUUAAAGAGGCCCAAAGUGUUCAUUAAACCCCACUGCUGAAUACUGUGAGGGUCAGACUCAGGUUGAGACACUGAGGACUGACUCAUCACCUAAACAGCACUGGUUAUAUGUGUUAUUUCUGCUUUUUUUAAGCAUGUGAAAUAUAAGACAUUUCUUUAGAUGCCUCCUUCUACAAUUUUAUGUAAUUACAACACGCUGCGAGUGAAAUCUAAGAUGAAACAUGGUUUCAAGUCCUCUGGUUUUGUCACUUGACAACACUGUGGUUUUAACCCUGUCAUUUUCCAACCAUAACUAUGCUGUUUGCUGUGUUGAACAGCCACAGUGCUUGUAGACUAGAUUUUUAUGCAGAAAAUGGCUCCUGUCAUUGUUACAUUAUUAUCUACUCAUUAUUGGAUUAUUAUUACUGAUGCAUGAAUGUGUAAGCAGUGUUUUCUGUAUCAGUUAGUUGAGGUGGGUCUAAUGUCAAUUUAUAUACUGUUGGGUAGUUUAAUCUAUAACAAUGCAUUCUAUUUUAUAUUGCUCAUUAUAGGUUUUGUAUAUCACAACUUUAUCUACAAAGGAACUGCUAACUACAGCUGUGAAAUACAUGUAGUUGAUUAAAAAGUACAAUAUUUCCGUUUGAACUGUAGUGAAGCAGAAGUAUUAAGUAGCAUAAAAUGGAAAUACUCAAGUACCCAAAAUUUGUACUCAAGCACUGUACUUGACUUAGUUACAUUCCACCACUGCAUCUACAAGACUGUGUUUAUCUAAAAAAUGUGUUUAUGUCAUUUUGUCAUGUCAAUAAAUCCUUUGGUUGUUUGCGAUUUGGUUCCAA